Messenger RNA from Vidua chalybeata, 2262 nucleotides. RefSeq lists its product as uncharacterized. The coding region runs from base 46 to 1431 and encodes 461 amino acids. NCBI's taxonomy places the organism in Eukaryota, Metazoa, Chordata, Aves, Passeriformes, Viduidae. The record is from RefSeq and is a predicted model, not a curated record. The transcript has 2 exons.
UUGGCACAAUUUUACACUAACACAGACUGCAGAAGUGGUUUGCUUAUGGGAAAAAACACCAAAGGGCUUUCUUUUAAGUUUAUAAUAAAUGCUGUAGCCCAAUCUACUACGGUUUAUACCACCACCACUACCACCACUCGAGCCCAGCCACCAGUUAUGCUUACCCCGAAAAUUUUUGAAGUUGGACCAUAUAUAAUCAGGAAAACUGGCCAACAACAGAUAUUAUUUAAUCCAGCAUGGUCUCUUAAACAAGUCAAAUUGCUGAUGCAAAACAAUGUCUCAGAAAUACAACCAGCUUGUUCACCCUUUUUGCAAACCUCUUUUCAGGGUUGGACAACCUGGCUGCGACAGUGGAACCCUCCUAAAAACCGGGUGCAAAGAGACAUAACUGGUGUCGUGGGAACGGGACUGGGAAUCCUAAAUAGUAUUGAUUCAGAAGUAUUAAUGAAUAAAUUGGCCUCCACGACUAAAGAUUUAACCAAAAUACAGCAGCCACUGCAAUCGUCCUUAUCGGCCUUGGGAACACAUCAGUGGUUGCUAUCAAACAUUCUACCAAAUUGGGAAAAGAUAAAUGUAAAUGAUAGCAAAUUGAUAAUUGAUGCACUUAAUGCCACACAAAGCAACGUUUCCUUAGCUCUUAGCUGUAUCCAGGCUCAAUUAUGGAUGCAGUCAGUUGCUGCCUCAAUUAUAAGAGAAAGUGAAGAAGGCACUUUUCCUACUGAAAUUAGGAAAAUAGUCUGGGACAGUGCCACUGACUUUGAAAGAGAUUUCCAAUCCUGGUGGAAUUUAGUGAAUUUUACCUAUGACCCUAACACAAACACAGCCACAGCAUUUGUGUUGACCAUAAGUAAUGCCUCGGUGCAUUUGAUAUUCCCUAUCAUUGCACUAGGAUUAAAUCAUGACGGAGCCACUUUCUAUCCUUCUGAACAUAGAGAAUGGGCCCGUCAAAUUAAUGACAAAUGGCAAACUGUCAAUUCAGAGUCCUGUACUAUCCGAGAACAACUAGGGUUUAUCUGUGAAGGUAAUGCAAUUAUAGCUCAAGAUAUCUGUUUAGACACAGAACAAAAUAGCUGUCAUUUUGACAUUCAUCCUAACGAGACUUCUGAAACAGUCCUUGUAUAUACAGGCAAUGGGUGUGCCUGCUUUGGAACCACUUGUGAUACUGUGUUUAUAGAAAGUACAGUAGUAGAUACUAAAAAUCAUUCAAAUUUUUGUGCUUGCAACUUUACUAAAAUUGCAGGAUGUGAUUUUUCUUUUGUAGCUCCAGUUACCUUACAUGAACUUUUAGAAUCCAAUCUCACGUUGAUUCACAAGCUACUGCCUACUCCCAUUGGGAUGAACCUUACUUUGGUAAAGCAACUAUUACUUCAUCAAGAUCUAAUAGAGAUCCUAGGAAAAAUCAAGGAGAAUGGACAGAAAACUCUGUCCUGAAGACUCCACGACGACACCAUGGAACCCUGCUGAUGAAGAUCUUUCGAGGGCAAUCGUCAGUCACGGGGUGGUGUAAGAGCCCGUCUGAAGCCCCUCAUUUUCCAUUCUGCCUUCCGAUUGCCACGAGAAAGAAUCCCUUCCCCCACUGCAGUUCCGGCUUAGAACAGGACACAGCGCAGGUGCAACCACUGAACCGUCACGCUGGCUGUUCCGAACAAGGGCUGGCAAGAACUUGGCAAGGAGUUGGCAAGGACUUGGCAAAGACCUGACAUGGACCCAGCUCGGGACAGCCUGAUGCGCGGCCUGCUUCUAAUCUCUGAUCUUAAGCCACUGAAGGCUGGCAGUGAAAUAUCACUGUAGGAUCUUGCUGCACUUGGCUUUUGGCCCCUUCUUAAGAGCUUUGCCUUCAAGGGCAGGAACAUGUUUCCUACUGGGAACUGGAAUUCCAGACCCUUGGAGUGUGUGCCGUGCAGGACCAUAGAGACUGGGAUCAUGCGGACUGGGAUCAUAUGGACUGGGAUCAUGGGGACUGGGAUCCUACAGACUGGGGGUGCACAGACUGGGACUAUGUGGAUCAGGACCAUCCAGACUGGGAUCAUACAAACUGGGAUCAUUUGGACCGGGAUGACUGCACUGAACAAUGUGAACGGAGGCGGUCCCACGCUGCCCAGGGCUCCCUCCCAGUCACUCCCAGCCACUCCCAGUCCCAGUGCUGCUCUGGGGUGCAGCCAAAGCUCCCCAGAGUGAUCUCGGAGGUCCCAGAGCAAUCCAGGUACAGAUCCCAGCACCGGUCUUGGAGCAAUCCUGGUCCCGAUGCCGACCUCGGUCUCA